Messenger RNA from Cuculus canorus (common cuckoo), 2572 nucleotides. RefSeq lists its product as uncharacterized. The transcript has 10 exons. The record is from RefSeq and is a predicted model, not a curated record. The coding region runs from base 334 to 1245 and encodes 303 amino acids. Lineage: Eukaryota; Metazoa; Chordata; Aves; Cuculiformes; Cuculidae.
GCUAAAGAUACAUCCAAAAAUAUAGGGCAGCCCGGGCGACGUCAUUGAGGUUGUGAUGGUGUUAUCCACUGUGCUUCUUGCUGCACACAAGUGAUCCUGGCCAGACUGAAGCAUACAGCUCUGUGCGUCUCCAGAAAGUGCUGUUUGCUGCUGUGCUCCUGGUCUGAUGCUGUGGUUGCUGCCUGACAGACACUGCUGCAGACUCUUGUGCUGCCCUUGAAGAAGGCAAACCACCUCCCAAUGAGUAACCAACUGGCAAGGAUACUCAGCUGAAGCCCACGUGUAAGACGAGUCUAAAACUUCCUUCAUUGAAGAUAUACUAGAAAGGGUAAAAUGGAUGCUAUACACAAGCUGAAGAUCUUUGUGAUGUUUCUGUCUCUGGCUACUUUCAUAGUCAUGGUGAUACUAAAUGCUGGGAAUGCCACUGGAACAUUCAAAGGUCUGUUCAGGACAACCCCUGGAAACAUCUCAGCAAAGUAUACCACUGACUUCACACCAGCUGGUUGGACUUUCCUCAUCUGGAACAUCAUCUAUGCCUGGCAGCUUGCUUGGCUUCUCUGUGCCUUGUCAGGGAUCUGUCGAAGGAAUGAACUUGGAUAUGUCUACGUAAAGCCAGACUUGCUGCCAAUCCCGUUUUAUGUGGUGUGGAUUCUGAAUAAUGGUCUUAACGUUGGAUGGCUGUUUCUGUGGGAUAGAGAAUACCUCAUCCCAGCCUUGAUGUUCCUGGUAGCCCUCACUCUUGCCACAUAUAUUGCCCUCUUCAUUUCACACCGAGCAUUGAGCAUCCAUUCCUUGUGCUUUGUGAAGCGUCACAAAGUGGAGCUCUGGCUUAUCCGCAUCCUAGUCCAGAAUGGGCUGGCAUUGUAUGCAACAUGGGUCACCAUCGCCACUUUGCUGAACUUUGCUGUUGUGUUGAUCUACAAGUGGAAUGUAUCCAAUGAGACGGCAACAACUGCUUCUCUAAGCAUCCUUGCUCUUGAUCUAGUAGUAUGGUUUUAUCUAGAAAACUUCUUUCUUGACAAGUAUGUCUGCUAUGACCUUACAAUCUACCCAGUGGUCAUAAUAGCUCUGACUGGCAGCGCAUGCAAGAACUUCUCAUUUUCGACCUCAACAACAAACAACAUUUUUAUAGUUGUGCUGCUGGCAGUGACUUGUUUGAUCUUUACUGUUCGACUCGGACUGGUCACGUGGAGGCACUGUAGGAGACCUAUGGAAGCAGCGGAAACCCCAGGCACAUUGGCCUGAGACCUCUGGCAUGUUGUGGCAGAUAUUUCAAAGGCGUAGAGGAAAAAAAAGAAUUGUGUGUCCUGCAUCCGCUAGUCCUUCUUUUAUUGGUGACCACUGUGUUCUUCUCCAAUUAUGUCUCUUUUCAUCCAAAUAAGAAUGGUUUGUGAUACAAACCUGUCUUGCUCCUACAUUCCCUCAGAUUGGCUACUGACAGUCCUGCCUUAAAUUUGAAACCUCUUUCAUCUGUUUUGACUCUGGAUAGUUCAGGAUAAGCCCUUUCAGCUGAACAGCCCUGUGCACCUUUGAAGUUUCCACAGUCAUUCACAUUCUUUCCUUGAGACUUCCUUUUUCUUGAAGUGCAAGUCUAAGUGAACUGCCCCUAGGAGUCAAAGGUGAGCAGUGCUAGAUCUGUCAUUCCUUUUGGCCAUUCAGUGCUGGGUAUCUGCAAGCCCCUCUGGUGUCAGCAGACUUGUAGGAAGCAACUGCUCCCUUUCCUGCUUGUCUUGAUUUUGAUGGCAGCAGAUACUACAACUCUAGAGACCUGCCUUAGCUAUGUCAGCUCUGAUAGUGGAGGGAGGAGUGGUUGAAUAAUUAUGACACAAUUGCAGGUCUUCAACCUACUUCAGCUUGUAGCUCUAGAAACUAAAGCUAUAUUCUCUUUUCAGCAUACAGUAAGAUAUCUGGAUCUCUGCCCUGUUUUUUCCUGACUUACUGAGGAAGUUAGUCACUGUGUCAGUGCCUCUGUCUGUGGACCCACAAUAACAGCAGAUUUGUGCUGCUCCUACUCUGCUUGAUAGACAGAUAAGAUCUGGGUCAGACUGGAGCAGUGGAUUGCCUUUCCCUGAGCUCUGCAGAGGACAAUGUGUGCUGGCUGGGUGCUUCUUGAUAGAGAAUGAUUUGUAGCCACUGUGGCAGGAGGUUAGAUGUGCAGACAAGAUGACAUCUGAUCUGGGGUAAAGCCUGCUGCUUCAUGGGAAGGAAAAAAAAAAAAAAAAUAUAUAUAUAUAUUUGAGUGGGUAGAGUUAUAGUUUAUCCUGGAUCAGUGCUUUCUCCUGUGGCUUCACCACUUCUGAGUUGGUAUCAGGAAGCCUAAAAGUGGAUUGGCUGAAUUGUUGGACCGCUGCCUCUGUUUCCUGUGCCUGCUUGAGAGCUGAUGGUGUUUCACUGGUGUCUGGAAAGUGUUCCUACAUGGCAGGUGUUUUUAAAUCAUUAAUGUCUUCCAAUACUAUUACAAAGAUGAAUUAUUCUAAAAUAAUUUGUGCCAUUGUUUACAUUUAGCAAAGAACAAAAUCAGUGUGAUGCAAUUCCUCUUGUCAUUCCAUCAUUUUGUUUUAUUUUCAAAUAA